AUGCACAGAGGAGAGAAAGACACCGACGACGAGAAUGAGGCUUUUCUCCCGGUACCUCUCGCCCACGACGACUAUGUGUCACAGCCGUGCUCCCACUGCGUGCGUAAGAGGCGGACCUGGUCCGUGGUCUCGUGUCUGCGCAUCGUCGUCGAGCUGGCGAUGAUAGCGACCAUUGUAUUCUUACUGGCUUUCCGACCAUCAACAUUAGAAGCAGUGGACGAGGACCAGAGUCUGAAAAGGACUCCUGUACCCCAUUUUCCGAAGAAAGUAUACAAGUUCCACAAUGACCCCCGCUACACACGGGAGGACAUGUUCUUCAACGAGUCGGCUACGUUACACACACUCCACAAUUGGAUAGAGCUGAGCUCAACCAGCCGCGGCUACGUCGUCUUCCAACCCUCCUGGGACCGCUACGACCUCCCCAAACCCUACACCGUCGCCAUUGACCGCCAGCACGACGGCCCGGGCUACAUGGUGUCGCUCUUCCACCAGCUGCACUGUCUGUCCUAUCUCGCGGAGCACUUCCAGCAGGGCUACGGAGGCGUCAAGCUCGACGAGGAGGUUGCGCACCACUCGGCGCACUGCUUCAAUUACAUUCGCCAGGGCAUCAUGUGUGCGGCCGAUACGACGCUGGAGGGAGAGACGAAGGACGGUCCCGGGGAGGGGAGCGAGCAUGUCUGCAAGGAUUAUGAGAAGGUGUUGGAGUGGGCGAAUCAACAUGCGGCGUAUAGGUGGAGGGAGGGCUUGUUGCCUGGAGAGAGUAUCCUUUAG
Westerdykella ornata is the source of this 771-nucleotide messenger RNA. RefSeq lists its product as uncharacterized. The record is from RefSeq and is a predicted model, not a curated record. Gene Ontology annotation, biological process: mycotoxin biosynthetic process. The coding region runs from base 1 to 771 and encodes 256 amino acids. The transcript is spliced from 3 exons. Lineage: Eukaryota; Fungi; Ascomycota; Dothideomycetes; Pleosporales; Sporormiaceae.